Messenger RNA from Erythranthe guttata (spotted monkey flower), 1935 nucleotides. The record is from RefSeq and is a predicted model, not a curated record. NCBI's taxonomy places the organism in Eukaryota, Viridiplantae, Streptophyta, Magnoliopsida, Lamiales, Phrymaceae.
AUGGCAUGGGUUCGUGAAGUAUGUAAAAGAAUUGGAAUGGUGUUAAUGAUUGGGGGUUCGAGUGACGGGGAUAGAGGACGUAGGACACCGUAUGUGAUUGUUCGUUGUGAGCGUGGGGGCCAUUAUGUUGGCAAGAAGGUACCAGGUGAAGAUGAUCAAAGACCGGGAAAAAGGAGCACCGGUUCAAAGAAAUGCAAUUGUCCGUUUAAAUUGAAGGGGACAAGGGAACACAAGGAUGAUGAAAAGGCUGAGUGGAAAUUGAAGCAAAAGGACCCGUCUAAUGUAACUGGUAUGAAGACAGUUUACAAUACUAUCUCUAAGUUAAAUUUCAGUGAAUUGGAUGGGAGAUCUCAAUUGCAAUCAUUGUUUGUCAAGUUGAAAGAAGAUGAAUACCUCUCGUACCAUAGAUCGAACGAGUUGAAUGCGAUUACCGACUUGUUUUGGAUCCACCCGAAAUGCAUUAAGUUGGCACAGUCGUAUCCGUACGUAUUCGUCAUCGAUUGCACGUACAAGACCAAUCGUUACGGACUCCCAUUUCUUGAGAUUGUGGGUUUUACUUGUACCAACAAGACGUUCUCAAUUGCCUUUGCUUACUUGGACCACGAAAAGACGGAAAAUUUUGAAUGGGCGUUGCGUUGUUUGAAGGAGGCCAUGACCAGUUGUCCUCGGCCUAAUUGCAUUGUAACAGAUCGAGAUUUGGGUUUAAUGAAAGCAGUGGCCAAUGUGUAUCCAUCGAGUCAUCACUUGCUGUGUCGGUGGCAUGUGAACAAGAAUAUAGUGGCCAAUUGUAAGAAAUUGUUCCCAAAGGACAUCACCAAAUGGAAGCAAUUUCAGUCGAGUUUUUCGGCUCUUAUUGAAAGAAAUACCAUAGAGGAGUUCAAUGAGGAUUGGGAGGAUUUGAAAAGAACAUUUAUUGGUUAUCUCCCGGCUAUAGAGUAUGUAGCUAAUUCAUGGUUGGAUCCGUACAAGGAGAGACUUGUAUCGGUGUGGACAAAUAAGUAUACUCAUUUUGGAACGUACACUUCUAAUAGGGUGGAGGGGGCACACGGACGAAUGAAAAGGGAUGUGCGUAAUUCAACUGGCACAUUUGUGGAUUUGUAUACGAAAGUCCACAAUCAAAUUGUCGAACAACACAAUGACAUCAAGGCUUCCUUUGAAGUAAGUAAAAAUACUUACGAGCACACUUUCAAAACGUUGAUAUACAAUGAGCUUCGUGGAAGUAUCUCAAAAUACGCUCUACAACUACUCAAAGUUGAGGUGGACAAUGCGAAACUAUUGCAACCGAGCGAUAUGGGUUGUAGUUGCGCCAUCCGAACAACCCACAGUCUACCAUGUCGCCAUGAACUUCAUGAGUAUGUUGUUGUGAACAAAUGUCCUAUCCCACUUGAGUUAAUAGGCUCGUAUUGGAAACACAUGAGUAUGGAGCCCGCCGCGACCACAGGCCAAGUCAUCCUACCAACCAUCGACGAAGAAUUAUCGGAAUACCAGAAGCUCUUUGAAUGUGCCGAUCUCGAUGCCAAAACUCGAUUGCGCAACCAUUUGAGACAUUUUACCCACCCAGAGAAGACUAACCUUACGGAGCCAAGUGAAAAAGUUGUUAGCAAAGGUCGACCGGCAAAAAGUAGGAAAGACAAAUCAAGCACUCGGGACAAAUCACAUUUUGAGUAUGUGGAGCCAAAGAAAAAAAAAUCGAAGCAAGCUAGUUGUUCUCCAAAGCUUAUACCUGUACUGAUGAGAUUACGAGGGCAUUCGAAUGAUUCUUUCAACACUAUACCAACUCAAGAGUCAGGAAAAAGCACUAUACCGACACAAGAGUCGGUCAAACCAUUAUUUGAAGAUGCAGAUGUGGGAUUGCCACCAGGUUUGAUCGGCAAGAAUAAAUGGACACUGUGGAUUUCGGGCAGUUGCCUCUAUGAUGGGAUUUGGAGAAGAUGA